Messenger RNA from Eruca vesicaria subsp. sativa (arugula), 666 nucleotides. The record is from the annotation of a GenBank genome assembly. NCBI's taxonomy places the organism in Eukaryota, Viridiplantae, Streptophyta, Magnoliopsida, Brassicales, Brassicaceae.
GUGGGUGGAUAGCUCAAAAUCUAAUCUAAUGGCGAAAUACAACGAGAUAGCGAAGAAGAAGAGAGAGGCGAAAGCUGAUAGGAAGCGAGCUAUCCAUGGAGAUCCACUCACCAAUAAACUGAAGACCAGAGCUCCCCUUGUCUCCGUCUCCGGUAAACGUCAGAAGAAACUCCUUCGCAAAUAUCGCCGAGAGCAGAAAGAGAUGGUGGAGAAGGGUCUUGUUACUAUGGAGGAUGUAGUGAUGGCUUCUGCUGAUGCUUCAUCAGAAGACUCUAAGAAACCCCAAAGAAAAUUUAGCGUGAAGAAGACAUUGAAGCUCAAUAAACUAAAGAACAAAGGUAAAAAGAAGACGAGCCAGAAAGCCGGUGGCAAAGUAUCUACUCAUCAGAUGCUGGAAUAGACUUCAUCUUGUUUAAAGUUGUUCGAAAUCCUUUAGUUUUCUUCUACUGCUAAGUUUUUUCAAAUAUGUUGUCGUUUAGGAAGUUCUCAUUUUGUAUUUUAGCGGGAAUGCUGCUGAUUCGGUUCGUCCAUCACAUUUAUAGUAUCAAUAUUUCAGUCACUGAAUCUUCUCUACCGAUUUCAAUUUAUCUCCCUGAUGGUAAAACGUUUGUAAACAUAUGGAAACAACAGAUUUGUGGUGGUGUUCUCACGAGCCACAAGGACUCU